AUGCUAGUAGACGCGUUCGAUAGUGCGAUGUACGCGUCUAUAUUUCACAGACCUCAAGUUAGGAUACUACAAGCAUUGCUCAUCUUGGAGAGCCCUCAGCAACAAGGUCGUUUCUUGGAUUCAAGGAUAGAUCACGGGAUAAUAUGGCAUGAUCUUGCUGUCAGGAGAGACGGCGCACCCAGCCAUUCCGUUCGAUUAGCAGCAGGCGAAGUCAUUACCCCUCGACCCAGAAACUUUCGUGAUGAGGAUCUGUGGAGUCCAGGCGCUGUAACGCAACGUACCGAACCACACCCAUCUUUUGUUCUCACUGAAGUAUCUUGGCAGAUCCACGCUUUUCAAGUGGCUCAUUACUGGAAGAUCGUCUCUGACUUGAUCCGCGAUCCAACGGCAAUGACGCCGGAGCUGGUCAAAUCCAUCGACAGUCAAUUACGGCAGGGGGAUUAUGAGCUACUUAGUCUUAGAGCCAGUCAUCAGCUGUCUCCCAUUCAGGACGUCGUAGUGGAGUCCUUCCAUGGAUCGUACCAACAACGGGUACUUCGUCUACACCGACACUAUUUCAUGCGCAGUUACUCUGACCAAACAUACGAUUUCUCGCAAACCGCUGCACUCACGGCCGCUCGUGCCAUCAUCAAAGGUCACAAAGAUGUCUUUGAGAAGAAGAAUAUGUAUUCCUUAAGAUUCGCUACUCUGGUGUUCUUCUCCCACCACAUAUCCGCGGCUGUACUACUUUUCAUACAUGGUUAUUUGUUCGAGCAAGCUCAGCCACCUAACAGUACCGACGACCAGUCGUUUUGGCAUUUGAGUGUAGGACGGGGUAGAUUGUUUAUUGGGGCGAUGCUGAAUACAUUAUCGAGCAAUCCUCCGACUCAUUUACGUAGUAUCGAAAACUAUAUGAUGGAACUGAAUCGACGAGAAGUUGAGCGACCAGCCGUCAAUACCGCCUCACCAUCGCCUGAAGACUUGCAGCAGUUCUCUCUUCCAGCUUUAUUCGGCUUCCUUGGUGGUUCAACCCAGGGCGAUAUACAAGAUAAUGAUAUGUUGCAAAACCCGACGCAGCUGGACUGGGAUAGCAUGUUCAUGGGGUUCUAA
Messenger RNA from Kwoniella mangroviensis CBS 8507, 1089 nucleotides. RefSeq lists its product as uncharacterized. NCBI's taxonomy places the organism in Eukaryota, Fungi, Basidiomycota, Tremellomycetes, Tremellales, Cryptococcaceae. The record is from RefSeq and is a predicted model, not a curated record. The coding region runs from base 1 to 1089 and encodes 362 amino acids. The transcript has 10 exons.